CAGCUGAUUCGGCGGAACUCCGGACAAACUGACAGGUGUUGUCAAGUUUGGAGUUUACUGCAUUUAUCUAUUUUUUUCAGCAACUUUCACUGAAACCUGCACCUUCGAAGGACAAUGGAACCUCAGGAUAUCUACUAUAACAGGGCGGAGUACGUUGAGACGGCCUCAGGCAAUAAAGUUAGCAGACAAACUGUUCUCUGUGGCUCUCAGAAUAUCGUUCUGCAUGGAAAAGUCAUCGUCCAGUCUGAUGCCAUCAUCAGAGGGGAUUUGGCGAAUGUUAGGACGGGACGAUACUGUAUUAUCAGUAAAAAUGUGGUCAUCAGGCCGCCCUUCAAGAAGUUCAGUAAAGGAGUUGCGUUCUUUCCCCUCCAAAUGGGUGACCACGUCUUCGUCGGGGAGAGAGCAGUAGUGAAUGCAGCUGUUGUCGGAUCUUACGUGUACAUUGGGAAAAACGCAGUAAUUGGGAGACGAUGCAUCCUGAAGGACUGCUGUUACGUCGCAGACGGCGCUGUUGUCCCCCCAGAGACGAUAGUUCCUCCAUUUACGAGAUUUGCUGGUAAUCCAGCAACACCUGUUGAAGAUUUACCCGAAUGCACACUCGAGUUGAUGGUUGAUUUCACGAAAAAUUACUACCAACAUUUCCUCCCUGCAACCCCCUAGUCUUCAUUAACAAAGUAUUAGAAUUAAGACGCCUUUGGUACAAAUAGAAGCUGCCGCUGUGCGGACAAAUCUUUGGACCAUCAAUUCUGAACGAAAAAAUAAAAGGAGAUUUUCAACACUUGCCUGGAAAAUUCAUUCAUUUUCUACAAACAGAAUAGUCGGAAGAGAGAGAGAAUUGAAAAGUACAAACAAUUUUUAUAAAUGCUCAAAAGUAUGAGGUGGUCGACAGACGUGGAAGCCGUCAUUUUGAUUAUACGACGCAACGGGUUUUAAAAAUGGCGGCGCCUCAUCUCGUACUUUCAAAUAAUUAUUAAAAUUAUUUAUCCUCUUCAACUCACUCUCAACUAGUUUCAUCCUAGUUCUAGAAAAUGAACAAUUUUUUAAAGUGAUUUAGCAGAUAUUUUACCAUUUUUCGCGGAGAAUUCAUGACGCAUCGUUUUUUUCGCAUUGCAGUAGUUUUUUUUUGCUGAGGCCUCGUAACAGUAAUUUUUGUACCAACCAUAAAUUAUUAUUUAAUUCACUUUUGUGAACUUGAAUUUAUUGUGAGAAAGGAGAAUUUUUUAUGAACCAGA
This is a messenger RNA of Fopius arisanus, 1232 nucleotides long. RefSeq names its product Dynactin 5, p25 subunit (gene DCTN5-p25). Gene Ontology annotation, cellular component: dynactin complex. NCBI's taxonomy places the organism in Eukaryota, Metazoa, Arthropoda, Insecta, Hymenoptera, Braconidae. The transcript is spliced from 4 exons. The coding region runs from base 115 to 660 and encodes 181 amino acids. The record is from RefSeq and is a predicted model, not a curated record.